AUGGACGGCUCCAACGAGGAGCAAGUGCAAGGCAUGGUUCGGUUCCAGAACACCGUUAUGACCCUUCUUGGGUACAGUCAGAUGGGGUCUGAGCGGCUCUAUCAGAUCGAGGACAGCAUCGAUAGUCUCAAGACCGACCUUUCGACAUCGUUUAAACAACUAAUGGAUAAUAACAAGGACCUUUCCGCCAAGCAAAACAAGAUCUUUGACAACACUGUGAAACUGAUGAACAUGACUGAGGGACUGCUUAACAGGAUCGAGAAGUUCACAUUUGAGAGGCCUGGGUGGCAGACAGAUUCACAGGAAGGAUUCAGCAUGCCAGGAAGUUCUGUCGAUGGACGCUUUGGGCUUGGUGUCGACCCGAGACGCUACAUCCCGCAUCUUGAUGACCACGAUCAAGUUAUCUCAGAGUCCGAGUCCCCAGAGUAUGAAAAUAGCAUGGAAAGAAACAUGGCGCAGGCUCAAGUUAUUGCACGCCACAAUGAGGAAUUCUCGCGUGGAAUGGAUGGAGAAGAGAAUGAAAUGAACACAGUAAAGGUGAAGAAGGACUCACAGGACAUGGAGGAUGCAGCUGAGGAGAUGGGGGAAGUGCAUAAGGAGGAGGAUGUGAAGGAGGAGGCGGAGGAGUGA
Molecule: messenger RNA, 630 nt
Organism: Linnemannia hyalina
Lineage: Eukaryota; Fungi; Mortierellomycota; Mortierellomycetes; Mortierellales; Mortierellaceae
Source: the annotation of a GenBank genome assembly